AUGUUCAUCAAGGAGAUAGUUCUUGACGGGUUCAAGUGCUAUGAAGAAAAGGUGACUGUGGCGAACCUCGACAGGUCCUUCAAUGCAAUAACCGGGAUGAAUGGCUCUGGGAAGUCCAAUGUUCUCGAUGGAAUACUGUUUGCCCUUGGGCUUGAGAGUACAAAAGCUCUGCGAGCCAACAACACCAGGGAGCUUGUUAAUGCCAACAGAAAGGAGUGCAAGGUGAGUCUUGUGCUGUGUAAUGAGGAAAAGUCUAAGAGCCCUCCUGGGUACGAGCACUAUGACGAGAUCUGCAUUUCCAGGAGCAUUGAUGCUGAGGGAAGAACGAAGUGUUACAUAAACAGCCAUCUCUGCACCUCAUCAGCACUAAGCAAGCUGUGUACGUCGAUGGGACUUGGGCCAAGAGGGUCUUUUUCCUCUAUUGUGAUGCAGGGGCAUAUAACAAAGGUUCUAAGUAUGAAGAGCUCUGAUCUCCGCGAGCUGAUUGAGGAGACUGCAGGGACAAGGUCCUAUGAAAGGGAGAAGGAAAGAGCAAUAGCGAUGAUCGAGAAGAAGGAAGAAAGACUUAAGGAUGUGCGGGAGAUGCUCCAGAGAAGGAUAUCCCCGUUCUAUGACAGGCUUCGGCAAGAAAGAACAAGGUUUCUUGAGACCAGAGACAUUCAUGAGAGGAGAAAGGAGUUGGAGCGGAGAGAGCAGGAGAUCAAGGGAAUGUUGGUGCGCCAUGAGAUAGGCGAGGAGAUAGACACACUAGAGAAAUGCUUGAGAAGCUAUGCCGGCGAAAUGAAGACGCUAGGGGCCAUUGAAAAGAGAAUUGAGGAGAUUUCUGGGGCCAAAGAGGAAGUUGAUGUUGUAUGGAUCAAGGCAGCUAUUGAUGGAGAGAAACUGAGGCUUGAUGAAUUGAAGGGCAAAAACCUGGAAGAGGAGCUUGUGGAGAAGAGAGAAGAGAUGAAGAGGAUGAAGGAUCUGACGCCCAGUGUUGAACUGGAUGAGCUAGUUGAGAGAGAAAGAUUGCUUGUGGAAAGUCUAAGAAGAAUAGAUUCUGGAGAGAAUGAUGUCUUGAAAAAGAUUGAGGAGGUCACGUCGCUUAAGUUCGAGAGGUCUCGCGCUGAGUUUGAGCUUAGCUCGAUUUCUGGGGGAAGGUUUUCCCAGGAAAGGCUGGACGAGAUUGAGAGGCUUAAAGUUUCUGAGGACGAGAUUGAGGAAAUGAGGAGGAAGGCCCACAUUUUGAGAUCGAAGAUCAACUAUCCGUUUGUGGAGGGGGUGUUUGGAACUGUUGAGGAGAAUGUUGAGGUAUGUGACAAGAAGUAUCUUGAGGCCGUGUACACUGUGAUGGGAUCGAGGGGUAAGUAUGUUAUAGCGUCUGAUGAGAAGGUUGGAGGGUUUUUGGUGAGCACUAUGGAAAGGAGUGUGAGUGUAAUACCGCUUUCGAAAAUAAGGGUGUUUUACCUUUCUUCGAGUGUCACGAGAGAGAUAGAAUCGAAGGGCGGUGUGAAUAUGGUCAGUCUUUUGAAGUUUAACAGCGAUGUGCGGAAGGCGAUUGAGUUUGUCUUCAACAACUUCUUUGUGUUUGAAAGCAAGGAGAUGGCAAGAAAGGUUUGCUUUGAGCAGAAGGUGAUGUGUGUAACUGUGGAUGGGACUGUGUACGAUCCGAAGGGAACGCUCAGUGGAGGAAAGACAAAUUUCAGGGUUGGCACCGUGCGUAGGAAAGAUGUAGAGGAUAUCGAAAGGACCAUUGGACUCCUAGAAGAAAAUAGAAGGAAGUUUGAGAGUAUGAGGGAAGAGUACGGAGAGCUACUGAGGGGAAAAGCAUUGCAUGAAAGAAGAGAAGAGCUGAAGGAGAAGAUAAGGUCUUUUGAUACAAGAAUCUCCAUACUGUCUAACCUGUGCGAGAAUGGAAUGAACAUCAAGGAAGAGCUGAGGGCUGUUCGCGAAAAGAUGGUUGAAGGGAUGAAGGAAAAGAACGAGAUUGACGGGGCUAUAGAAAGGAGAAAGAGGCUUGAAUGCAAGAUAAAGGAGCUUGAGUGUGCGAUAAGAAGCAACAAAGAAGAGAUUAGGAUGUGUGAGGAAAAGAUACUAUCGUAUGAAAGGAUGCUUGGGAAGCACAACAUGGAGAACGACAGCAGAAGAAUGAGUGAGAAGGAGAUUGAUGGGCUUGAGUCUAACCACAGGCAUUUAAUCAGGAGUACUGGGAAGCUGCAGAACAGGAUCACGAAGAUCUAUAAUGAUGUUGAGAGGAAGCUGAGUGAGGCGUCUGAGCACGGUGUAGAACAGAGAUAUGGAAAUGUCGGCAUGCUUGAUGAAGAGAUUCGUAUGGCGGCAGAAUCUGCAGGGAUCAGUCCUAGGUGCCUCUUGAUUAGGAGGAAAUGCAUAAGUGAAGAAGAGAAGGCAGGACUUACAAAAGAGCUGGAAAUGAUUACAGGUGAGAUGGAAAGGCUAAGAUGCAUGAGGAGGUCUACGAUGGAUCCAGCAAAUUUUGACCUCCUUGAGCGGAAUGAGCUGAUGAUUGAGGAGUUGAAGGAAAAGAUUGAUAAGCUUGAAAAAGAUAGGCUUGCGAUUGGGCAGAGCAUAUCGAGAUUUGAUGACCUGGGAUAUAAGGAGAAUCUGAAGGCAUUCAAGCACAUCAAUGGAAGGCUGGGGAGGUUCCUCAGAUACUUUAUACCAGGCUCUGAUGCAAGGAUAGAUGAGAGGAAUGGGGAAUACAGCCUGAAAGUCAAGGUUGGAAACUGGAAGGAGUCUCUAAACGAACUCAGUGGAGGGCAGAGGUCUCUUGUAGCCCUUUGCUUGAUAUUUUCGAUGCUGACGUACAGGCCGUCUUCCUUCUAUAUCUUCGAUGAGAUUGAUUCUGCACUGGACUUAAGCUACACACAAGGGAUUGGGGAAAUUAUAAAGAAGGAAUUCGAUAGUGCGCAAUUUAUAGUUGUGUCUCUGAAGAGCGGGAUGUUUGACAAUGCAAACAACAUAUUCAAGGUGUAUCUACAGGAUGGAAAGUCAAGGAUAUGUAGAAUAAAGUGA
Encephalitozoon hellem ATCC 50504 is the source of this 3012-nucleotide messenger RNA. RefSeq names its product chromosome segregation ATPase. Gene Ontology annotation, biological process: chromosome organization. NCBI's taxonomy places the organism in Eukaryota, Fungi, Microsporidia, Unikaryonidae. The coding region runs from base 1 to 3012 and encodes 1003 amino acids. The transcript has a single exon. The record is from RefSeq and is a predicted model, not a curated record. Gene Ontology annotation, cellular component: chromosome. Gene Ontology annotation, molecular function: ATP binding; protein binding; ATP hydrolysis activity.